AAGUCUCACUUUAAAAGGAGGAACUCUUUCAGUUUCAUAUAGACUAACCUUCUUUGGUGAGCUGAGAUCAAGAAUAGGUCUGAAAGGACUUACUGGAGAUCAACAUGAUCAAACGCCGUUCUGCUAAUGUUGUGGUGAAGAACUCAAAUGCAGCAUUUAUUGAGCCUCUAAAAGAAGGCCUCCACUCCAUCAAGAAAGUCUGUGAGGCCCUCACUGAAGCAGAUGUAGAUCCCAUUAGUGGGCAGAGCUCCAACUACAACUACAUUAGAGAGCAGAUUGUGCAGGCCAAGCAGAGCCUGGAGCAGUCAGAACAGGCAGCUGCAACAGUGCUGAGGAAUCUAGAUGAAAAAAUUGAGAUCCUUACAUGUGAUGAGGGAAAACUUGAACAAGAGAUGACUGCUACAAAAGAAACCUUAGAAAACCUGAAAAUACAACAGACAUCUAAUGAAAAAUUGCUGAGCGAGUCUAAAGGUGCUCUGGAGCUGGCCAGAACAAACCUAAACACAGCACGAGAAGCGCUUCAGGCAUUGGAAGAAAGGAGAGACAAUGCUACGAGUGUGAGAGAUGCUGGGUGGGGAGUGACAUUAAUACCAAUUAUCGGAUGGAUUGCCGGUCCCAUUAUGAUAGCUGUUGGAGAAGCAGAAAUAGCCCAAGCUACAGAAGCUAUUGAAGUAGCUGAAACGGAAGUGACAGCAUCAAAGAAAGAAAAGAAAAAAUACAAAAGAAAAGUGUCAGACUACAAGUCUGAGAUUUCUAAGACUGAGCGCAACAUCAAACAGAAACGUGAUAGGGCAGACCGGAUCCAUGAAGAGAUUGGAAAAGUGAAUCAGCAGAGAGACGCCAUCGCUGAGUUCCAGGAGAAAUUGAGAAGUGCCGUCCACAUCCUGAGUGAAAUGAGUGGGACAUCCAGAGUGGCUGAGAUUCAGACUCGCAGAUUCGUCCUCCAGGAGCCAGUGAUGAAGGUGAUGGAGGAUCUGGUAAAGGCAGCUGAAAGAAUCACAGGGAACCUUCUUUGCUUAACUGACUGUGAAGAUGAAAAGACGAACGCAGGCAGGGUCCGUGUACCUUUCUUGAAUUGGCUUUUUCAUUUAUUUUCCCGCAAUAAAAGAAAGAGGAGAACAACCCUAUUUUCCAAUUUUAAAUGAUGAUAUUAUUUAAUUACAGAAAGCAAGUUGUCUUCUACAACUAAACAAAAUAUGAAAAAUGAAUAUGAACAAAUACCAAUUAAAAUUUUUCCUUCCCCAUUGUAACUAAUUAUGGAUUGAAAUGCAGAUUUUUGCAAGAAUCUGACAUUUUUAACAUGGUUAUUGCCACACCACCAUACAUUUUCAAACAGAGGAAAGUAGUUAGUAUUGCUAGGAGAGGAGUGCUAAUAUAAUAGAGACAUAGAUUGGACAGCCACUUCCAGAGUCACCACAGUUGUGCCAUUAUGGAGACAAGUCUUUGGUGCCAGAAGGGUUCGCUAAAGCAGAAUUUAGAUAGAUCUGACAGGAUUUAUUUCUGCAACCAAAAAAAAUAUUAAUUUUCUGUAGAUGGAAGAGCCCACAGAAACCAGAGGUCACAGAGUGGUACUAUAAAUGAAACAGUCUCAGUGGAAAGUAUGAUGGCUAAUCUGAAUAAUUCUCGAAGACAAUUUAACCAGAUUCGGGAUAAAAAAUUUUUAUGUAUGUUAGAGGUUUAAAUUAGGGAAAAGUGUAAUUUUUCUGUUUGACAGGGAAGGCGUGGUGGGGUUUCUUGGGGUGCUGUGGUUUGUUUGUAUGUUUUAUCUCUCUCUUUUAUUAUUCCAUCCUCUAUAUAUUGUUUAAGGCCCUUUUUAGUGUGAAGGCUGGAAAUAAGCUAUUAUAACAUGGGAAUACUGCAUAUGUCUAUGUGUAUGACUGAUAACUAAUAAAGUAUCCUUGACCCACUUCAUGAGUUAAUUAUAACUUUGGUCGAGGACGGGGAAACGUGCUGAGAUUUCUAUGCACACUGGGUCGCAUUCUACUGAAGCUAAUAUAAGGAAGUUAUAGGUUAUGGCUCGAGAAGUCACAGGUUAUGGCUAGAGAAAAAACAUACAAUGGCCAGCAAUUUGGAGCUUGCCGUGGCCAAUGCAAUAUGCCAAGUAUUGUCAGCCAACUUCAUAAAAAAAAAUACUGUUGCUCUAUUUAGCCUAUACUUAUGAUUUUAUGGAGUAAUUUUAACCUUUAAUCUAAGAUCAAUGCAGAUAAUCUGUUAAUGUUUGUGUAUGGAAUUGUGAUGUGAGUCUGUCCUAAUUUGUCAUGAUUUCUGUUUCACUGCAAUAAAGUUGGUUUUAUAUUGGCA
Colossoma macropomum (tambaqui) is the source of this 2301-nucleotide messenger RNA. RefSeq lists its product as uncharacterized. NCBI's taxonomy places the organism in Eukaryota, Metazoa, Chordata, Actinopteri, Characiformes, Serrasalmidae. The coding region runs from base 105 to 1145 and encodes 346 amino acids. The record is from RefSeq and is a predicted model, not a curated record. The transcript has 4 exons.